Messenger RNA from Drosophila biarmipes, 624 nucleotides. Its product is annotated as translation machinery-associated protein 7 homolog. The record is from RefSeq and is a predicted model, not a curated record. The transcript has 2 exons. Lineage: Eukaryota; Metazoa; Arthropoda; Insecta; Diptera; Drosophilidae. Bases 224 to 418 code for a protein of 64 amino acids.
GUAGACUUAUCAUUAUCUUAUAUUCCAGCUGCAGAAAUUAGCUCACCAUUUAUUUAUGUUUUUCUUUUAAAACCCAAAAGCGCGCCUUAAAAGAGAAAUUCAAACAUCGAUUGGCGUACCACCUCAGCGCAGCAAUCACGCGGGCGCUAUCGGUAGUUCUGCGGCAAUCGGUCAGCGGAAAUCGAAAUCGGAAAAACGUGUGAAAAAGCAACAGCAAGCAAGCAUGUCUGGACGCGAGGGCGGUAAGAAGAAGCCACUGAAGGCGCCGAAGAAGGACGCCAAGGACCUGGACGAGGAGGACAUGGCCUUCAAGCAGAAGCAGAAGGAGCAGCAGAAGGCCCUGGACGCGGCCAAGGCGAACGCCUCCAAGAAGGGACCCCUCGUCGGCGGCGGGAUCAAGAAGUCGGGCAAGAAGUGAUGCUGCAGCUGCCUCCCACAGCCCACAGCCCACUGCCAGCCACGCCCCCCACAACACCCCAAUCCGCAGCCCGCGGAGCACAGACCACGGGAUGCUGCAUUUCAAUCGAAUCACACCCAUGUGGACCAAAUUGAUCGUCUAGCCAGUUGGACCUUACGUUUUUUUAUACUUACGCUUACCAUUAAAUAGAGCAUUGUACGUCGGGA